Messenger RNA from Arachis ipaensis, 711 nucleotides. RefSeq lists its product as uncharacterized. The record is from RefSeq and is a predicted model, not a curated record. Lineage: Eukaryota; Viridiplantae; Streptophyta; Magnoliopsida; Fabales; Fabaceae.
AUGGAUUCAGACCAUGACAAGUACUACGACAAGUGUAAGGUGUUCGGAAAUAGUUGCAGAUGGUUGAUUUGGAUCACGCUACGACAGCAGAAGGGUAUCUGGGAGCUCAGAUGGUAUAACGGACCGCAUACAUGUUUGGCCACCUCGAUUUCCUGUGAUUAUAGGAAGCUUGACUAUCAUGUGAUAUUUUCUUACAUCCUUCCUAUGAUCAGAACUGAUACGGCUGUGUCCAUUAUGGUUCUGCAGAAUACGACGGAGGCACAUUUUGGGUUCGGAUUUACAUACAGGAGGAUAACAAUACCAGAUAGUAUCGCAGUGUUGAGGAUGAUUCAUGUGCGGUUUGAAGGCCAGGAUGGAAAUUCUAAUAUCAUUCCUAUUACUUUUGCCCUAGUGGAUGGUGAAAAUGCGAAGUCAUGGUCUUUUUUCUUAUCUCACUUAUGUAAACACGAGACUCCUCAGCCAGACAUUCUCGUGAUAUUCGAUAGGCACAAUUGGAUCAAGGCCACCUUGGAGGCACCUGAUGAUGGAUGGGUUGCUCCUGUUGCUUAUCGGGCAUUCUGUAUUAGGCAUGUUACAGCGAAUUUCGCAAUGAGCUUCAAGGGAAAGGAUGCAAGGAGGAUUCUAGUCAAUGCUACUUAUGCGAAGACUGAGGUCGAGUUUGAUUAUUGGUUUGACAUCCUCCAGACUGAAGACUUGGCUACGUGUGACUAG